UACCAGCAGCGCUCCCGUCAAUGUCACCCACGUUCAUUUAAAGCGUUGUCGAACUGUAUCUACGACUCUGCAAGCUACAAUAAUAUUUUGAGAUAAAUAUGGACGGAAACAAGGACAUAAAUUCAUCAGCGACAACAAACGAAGACGGCUACAUCGACGACUACUCGCAUCUCCGACUGUCGUACUACCAGCAGCGCUACGACACGCACCUAACAUUCACUGAUAGCCUCAAUUCAAUGUCAACUUUCGAUAACGAAGAUCGCUUGUCUGAUAUCGGAGAUGAGUCACGGAUUCGAGUGCCAGAUGAGCGAGGGAAUAUCCGUAAGCAUUGCAUAUCAGAAAUUCCGGAGUUGCCGCAUCCGUCGAAGACCGCCGCGGCCGUGAUAGCGUCGAUAUCCCAUCGCAUGGACUCCGGUCAGCCUAAAUUUAAAUAUGGAAGUCGCGUCGAAGGUCAAAGAACCGUGCCCCCAACUUUUGCCCCUGACCGACGCUCCACGCUGAAGCCUUCGGAAAUUGCGAGGAACAAGUAAAUUAGGUUAGGAUAGAAGUACUUAUACAGUGUGUUAGUGUAAACACCGUUACGCGCUCAUUUGAUGGCUUCAAAGAUAACGGUGUUUACACUAACAACUUGUAAGUAUAUUUUAAAAAUCAUGUGAAACUUCAUAAAAAUCAAUGUUAAGCUCUAAUAAAUAUUAUGUAAGUAUA
This is a messenger RNA of Aricia agestis (brown argus), 705 nucleotides long. RefSeq lists its product as uncharacterized. Bases 99 to 530 code for a protein of 143 amino acids. The transcript has a single exon. NCBI's taxonomy places the organism in Eukaryota, Metazoa, Arthropoda, Insecta, Lepidoptera, Lycaenidae. The record is from RefSeq and is a predicted model, not a curated record.